This is a messenger RNA of Alexandromys fortis (reed vole), 4903 nucleotides long. RefSeq names its product lysine rich nucleolar protein 1 (gene Knop1). The transcript is spliced from 5 exons. The record is from RefSeq and is a predicted model, not a curated record. Bases 66 to 1433 code for a protein of 455 amino acids. Lineage: Eukaryota; Metazoa; Chordata; Mammalia; Rodentia; Cricetidae.
UGACUUCCGGGUCGCAGCGGCGCGGGCGCUCACGUGGGGUCGCUUGGCCUGCGGGUGCACCAGGAAUGGUCACCAAGACUCAGAAAGUAGACCUGGGCCCCCGGCUCCCAGAGAAGAAGAAAAAGAAGAAGAAGAGAAAGAAGACGAUGGUUACAGAGGUCACAGAACCAGAGACUCAAUACUCAGUCUAUUUUGUCGAUGUUUCUCCUCCAAGAGUCACAUCCCCCUCCAACAAUGUGGGUGAAGGACAGGACCCUGAGACAUCACUGGGCAAGAGAAAGAAGAAGAAAAAGUACCCUAGUGCUCACUUGGAGGAGCACCUGGAGUCUGAGGCCACACAGAGAGGAUGGAAAAAGUCCCCCAGCCCUAGAAGGCAGGUUCGUGAGCAGUCAGCAGAAUGCCUCAGCGGAGAGAAGAAAAAGAAGAGGGGGAAGUCCUUACCACCAGCCACCUCCCAAGGCUCAGUGCUGAAGACCUCCCCAGACCCCAAGCGUGCUGAGGAAGUAAGCAAAACCAGUAAGAAGGCCAAAAAACACAGGAAGGAAAAAAAGGUUCUGGACAUUGAGGCCUGUCCUCCCCAGGACUCGUGGUUCUGUGAGGCUGGGGAUGCUCUGUGCCCAUGCUCAGGGGAGACAGAGGGUGAGGAGCAGGCGGCCUUGGGGCAGAAAAGGAAGCAGGGGAGCCCCAGAGAGCACAGCACAAAGAAAAAGAAGAAGAAGACACACCAAGAGGGAGACAUCCUCCCAAUCCACUCCAAGGUCUCUGUAGAGAGCAGCCUGAAGAAAGGAAGUAAGAAGUCACUCAAAAGCGAAGCUUUGGACUACAUCCCAAUAGACAGCCCAAAGUCCCCUGGGAAGAAGAAAGUGAAAUCCAAGAAAAAGGUGGACCAGCCAGACAGUGAAGGGCUGGCUGUGAAAAGGAAGAAAAAGAAGAGGAAAGACAGUGGAGUAAAGAAAGAUCGCUGGCAGGAGGAAGAAGAGGAGUCGGACCUGGAGGUGGUACUGGAAAAGAAAGGCAACAUGGAUGAGGCUUGCAUAGAUCAGGUGAGGCGGAAGGCCUUGCAAGAGGAGAUUGAUCGUGAGUCGGGCAAGACAGAGGCUUCAGAACCCAAGAAGUGGACGGGAACCCAGUUUGGUCAGUGGGACACUGCUGGCUUUGAAAAUGAAGAACAGAAGCUGAAAUUCCUGAAGCUUAUGGGUGGCUUUAAGCAUCUGUCCCCGUCAUUCAGCCGCCCUCCCAGCAUGACUAGCAGGCACAACAUGGCCCUGGACAAGAAGUCUUCAGACACACUCCAGCAGAAUCUGCAGCAGGACUAUGACCGGGCCAUGAGCUGGAAGUACAGCCGUGGGGCUGGCCUGGGCUUCUCCUCUGAGGCUCGCAAGGUCUUCUACAUUGACCGGAACGCCUCCAAGUCUAUUAAGUUGCAAGAUUAAACUUUAUUGCCCUGUUCCUAAAACUGCAUUUCUUGAUCAGUUUUCCAUCUGCUAAGCUGGCUUGGAUCAGUCACCUGAGGACAUUGAGGACCACUCGUGUUGAGUUUUGGACGAGCAGGUGGAAGCUGCUUAUGUCAGGAACCAGUACCAGUGGCUAAACCUCCUAUUUUCUGUUCUAAACCUUCCACCUCCUUGGGUGAAAGUGUUUUAAGUAAUAGUAGCUAGCAGUUGUUGGCAUGUGCAGGGCCCUGACUAAGGUGUUUUCCUUGCAUUGAUGUAUUUAAACCUAAUUAUGGAAUGGGUGCUAUUUUCAUCACCUCUUAAGUUCAGGGAUAAAGUAAUAAAAUGCCCAGGGUCACCUCCGCUAAGUGCCAUCAAGAGUACAUCACACAGCUUCACUCGGUGAUCAGUGAAUGAAGAAAGCAAGUGUUAUGCCAUGUCUUCCAUGGGGACCAACAAAUUUGUUUCUCCUCUGUGGAGAUAGACCUCUGAGCUGGAGGCUUUCCAGCUGUCGUCCUUCCGUCUGAGUGCAGUGCUUGGAUUUGAUGUUUCUGCACAUGGAUUGAAUGUCAAACACGGCAUUUUGGACAGCAGGUAACCUACAUGUGGACCCAUGUGAGAUCCUCAACAGUGAGUUAACAGACCACUUGUGUAAAGUCAAACGUAAGGACCAAUGGGAAGGAAGGUGCUUCAUCUGUUGCCGGCACCAUCCCCAACCUGAACUGCACAGCAAGCUUCAGGACGCUCCAGCUUCAGAGAGCCACACAAUGGGACUUUCUUCUACCAGCCCUUGCAGUCUGGCAUUGAGACUCACAUAAGGACAUUUUCCCGUCUCUUGGUGUGGCACUUCACACAGAUACCCCAUUGCUGGCCUGCUCUCGCUUAGGCAGAAGUCCUAGCAGGGGUGGGGAGUGGAGGGAUUGAUGCUACGCUCAGCUGGGACCUCCAUCCUUCAUCCUCCAUCCUCAGCGGUUGUGUAAUUGAGCUGUCGGGAAGCUGGCAAAGGCAAUUCCAGGCUGCCCCACGGUAUUCUGGAGUUGGGAGAAAACCCUUUUUAUGGCCAAAGAAACUUCAGCAGCCUCUUAGGAAACCUUCAUGGCUUCAUUCAGUUCUGUGUGGAUGGUCCUGUAUCAGGCCCUAUGGUAAGGGAGAUGCCCCUCAGGCCAGCCACAGAGGGUGAGGUGUUCCAUACUGCCACAUGGGCAGCAGUGGAGAGACCGCCUGAAGCAGCUGCCUCUCUCCACCCUGUCCUGACCCGUUGGCAUGGGCCAUGACACAUCCUACAGGUCUGUCUGUUAGCAAAGACCUGUUUAGGCCACUCCCUCAGAUGAACUUGGUCUUUCAUAGAUUCAACCGCAAGGUACAAAAAAGAAGAGCCCUUCAUUCUCAGAGGACAGAAUUCUGUUUAAGUCAGCCUCUAGACCAGUGGUUCUCAACCUGUGGGCCAUGUCCUCUAUGUGGGUCUCAUGUUUAUGUCAUAAAUCCUAACACCAACGUUACAGAUAUGAAGUAGCAACAAAAUAAUUUUCUGGUUGGGGGUCAUCACAACAUGAGGAACAAUUGUAUCAAAGGAUCACAGCAUGAUAGAGGUUGAGAACCACAGCUCUAGACCAAUCUGGCCUUGAUCAGUACUGGGAACCAGCUGUGUAACUCCAGUAGUCACACUCCAGUUUGAGCAUGCCUUAGCGCAUCAUAUCUUGCACAUGGCCAUGUCUGGGUGGGAGAGGGUAGCUGGGUUGUCAUUUCAUGCCACAUACACCUUGGUAGCUGUCAUCCAGAUCUUUUCCUUACCUGUUACACACGUCUCAGUGCUGAAGGCUGACUCGGGUGCUCCAUUGCUCACCCUUCUCUAGAGAGAAUUGGAGUCUGUAAGCAAAGAAGGCUGUGGGCCUCCUUGCGAGUCCAGCCUUGUCUCUGCCACUCACAGUGUGGGCACUGAGGGCUGUGCUUCUGUUACCUAGGCUCCUGUCCUACCAGUAGUGGCUUGAAUCAUCCCCCACCCCCACCUCCAUGUCUUAUACCUUCUCCAGAACUUGAGUCUUCUGCAUAAUGUCCCAUGUGAACAUGGGAGGUCAGUGACCCAGCACAGGCCUUGAACUUGGCUGUUUGUCAGGCGUUUCUCACCAGUUACUGGUACUCUAUAGCAAUAUCCUUGUCCUUAGUCACCUGCCAAUGGUCACCCAAAUAUAAGGCCCUGUCCUGAGCUACUUUCCACACCCUGACUGACAAAAGUAUCUCCCAAUUAGACACAGCUGUUGCCUAAAGGAGGGUAUGCACUCAGCUCUGCAAGCUUCAUGCUACUCAGGUUGUGACAGGCAGAACGCCGUCUGUCCUUCCCCCGUUCCAGUACCCUUGGCAGAAGGGAAUUAAGAUUUCUAGUCAGAUGAAUUUGAAAUAAGAUUUGGAUUACCUGAGUAGGCUCCUCACAAAAUCCCUUAACUGGAAGGUGACAGGGUUCGUGUGGAAGAGACGUGGAAGCCAUGGACAGUCACUUGGGAAGGAAAAGGCCCCAAGCCAAGAACACGGGUGCCUUUAGGAGCUGUGUAAACUUCCACCAGAGCACUCACAAAGCAACUUAGCAACUAGCCCAGAGGACCAGUGAGUUGUGACCAAUAAUUGUCAGAUGGUAAAAACCACAAGAAGCUACUCUGCAUGUAAUUUGUUAAAGUAGCAAUAACCAGGAACUUAGGACAUGGGAAUGUCCCUGUUUUUCAUUUCCUAAGAAUCUCAUCAUAUGUCCUCCCUAAUGGGAGUAGAUGCCAUCCCAUGGAGAUGGGCUUUCAGAAACCAGCCUGCCACUACCAGGAGGGAAGCUGCCCCAGUCCACACUUCUGCCCAGGUCAGCAACAGGAUUCAGAGUUCCUGUGGUGUGUGUGCCUAAUGCAGGGCUAACCUGGGGUUAACACAGGAGCCCUGGGCAUUUUCUGGGCCAAUGUUGGGAACUGAUGCCUUUCAAUAUGGGCAGCUUUGAGGCAGAUACCACAGCACUUUCUGGUUCUGGUGUUUGUUCACAGCACAAGAAACAUUCUUCAGUAUCUGAUUCUUAUUUUUGGGACUGGCUCAUUUAUCCCAUAUUGGCCUCAAACCUGUAACUGAGGACACUGAACUAUUGAUCUUCCUGUCUCUACCUCCUGAGUGCUAGGAUUAUAGGCCUAUACCACCACACUCCGGUUAUGUGGGGCUUGUGCACGCCUGGCCAGCAUCCCACCAGCUGAGCCACAUCCUCAGCCUCAUGCCUCAUCUGAUAUUUUGUUUAGUUGGUUUUUUUUUUUUUUAAGACAAUUUUCUCAAUUCCUUGGGGUGGUGGGGGCUGUCGUCAGAUUGGCCCCAAAUAUACAAUAGUAACUCUAGCCUCAUAACAAGUAAGCAUAUGAGUUUAUAUGCAAAUGAUUUUUAACUUGUACUUUUCUAAAGUUAGUCAUGUAUAAUGUUUUAGAGUAAAAAUGAAUAAAAUCCAUGCCUAAAGCACA